AUGGCUCGUCUCUCUGUCGUUUCUGAACAGCUCAUAAGCACUGCAAGUAUACUGCAAAAAAUAGCCGAAUACCUGCCACUCCAGGACGCACGUUCUAUGUCGGCUACCUCACGGAGAUUCUAUAUCGCGGCGAGGCGUCGCGUGCAUAGACAGCUGCAUAUCAUGAAUAGCGCCAUGCUCGAAAAGGCUUGCAUGCUCUACACACCUUUAGGGGUCGCCUCCGAUCUGCUGCUUCUGGUGCGAGAGCUCGAUCUCACGUUCUCAGGGGCGGUAGGAAGACGUGUCGUCUUUGCACCCCAGCUUGCGGUGCUCCUCAUAAGCGCGAAAAAUGUGCGACACCUGUCACUCGACUUCGCAGAGUCGUGGAUCCAGGGGUCGAGCGAGGUCGCUGCAGCCUUGGUGAACAUAGAUAACCUGGCGCACGUUGAGUUCCACGACGCCGGAUAUCACACACUCGGCGUCAUCCACCACAUGCACAGCAGGCCGCUCUCCAUCGGGAUCUGCAACCAGCCCAGGACGCGAGAUGUGGAUAGACCAUCUCGGGGGCAGCCGAUCAGCCUUCUGCAGACCGUCAAAAGCCUCGCGCCGCACGAGGCCGUGCACUCCGUCAGAAUCGCGCUCAGCAAACUUGCGCCUGCCGGGGACGCCGACGCUCCGCUCCCCGCGUGGCGAUGUAUAAACGUGCGCUAUCUCGAGGUCGAUCUGUGGCGCUGCACGAGGCCGCACGCCAUAUUGCUUCAGCGUGCAUUCCCUGAGUUGCGGCACAUCCACGUACUCACCUCUCCGUGGCGCUCGGUGGACGAGCCGGAGGUGGACCUGCUGGAGACGCCCCUCCCCGGCUGGCCAAGGCUGGAUACUGUCUCGGGGUGGCCUAGGCCGCUACUGGAAUCGGGUCUAUCGUGUACAACGCACCAUCUGCAGCUGCUGCAUAGCGACGAUGCACCCUGUCUUGCCGAGGACGCAGUGAACUUGCUUAUGCGCACAGCUCCUGCAGUGCUCACAUUCAAGUACGAUAAUCCUCUCGGUCAUCAGGCGUCUUUCCGCGAGUCGAAUUCCUGGAGCAUUUUGAAAGAUGUCGCGGGGCGGGUUCGUGUCAUUGUCUUCGGCAUGACGGAUAUUGUGGUGAACCCGUUUGCAUGGAUGCAACAUAUGCUGAAAGGAUGUGCCGAGACCGACGUCAUUUGCAUCAUGAUCCACGGUUUGUAUCCGGUAGACGUAUCCAAUUUCGAGGAACGCUAUGCCGCGCUCAUCGCAAUCCAUAUGCCCUCACUGCGAUGCUUUGCCCUCAGCUUUGACAGAGACAUCGAGAAGCGUCCUAUAUUUCCCACCGGCGGGUUUCCUUGCGAGCCGAGCUGGCGCUGGUGGAGAAUGAAGGAGUCAAAAACCAGCGGACGCAUGGUGCCAGAGCGCGUGAAUGACUUCGUAGGUGAACGCGUUGCGACUUAUCUCUUUUCCCCUGAGUAUAAUCCCGACAUCAAUUUGGAUGGAUUCGGUGGACAGGUGGUCUACUUCGUUGUCCAGCCAUUUGUACCAGCGCGGAUUGUGCUCCCACCGGUGAACCCAAACCUGACAUGGGACAGUGACAAUCAUGUACGAGGCAGGAGCAGAAGAUGA
Messenger RNA from Postia placenta MAD-698-R-SB12, 1614 nucleotides. RefSeq lists its product as hypothetical. The transcript is spliced from 5 exons. The record is from RefSeq and is a predicted model, not a curated record. Lineage: Eukaryota; Fungi; Basidiomycota; Agaricomycetes; Polyporales; Adustoporiaceae. Bases 1 to 1614 code for a protein of 537 amino acids.